Tupaia belangeri chinensis (Chinese tree shrew) is the source of this 3278-nucleotide messenger RNA. RefSeq names its product XK related X-linked (gene XKRX). Gene Ontology annotation, cellular component: membrane. NCBI's taxonomy places the organism in Eukaryota, Metazoa, Chordata, Mammalia, Scandentia, Tupaiidae. The record is from RefSeq and is a predicted model, not a curated record. The coding region runs from base 464 to 1861 and encodes 465 amino acids. The transcript is spliced from 3 exons.
UGUGGCUGGAGUACCUAGGCAGUGAACCGAAUCUCCGAAGAGACGCUGAGGCUGAGCUGCUCUUCUGCUCUGGCUCAGUUCUCCGCUGACUUGAGAGAGCGCACUGGUCAGGACUCCUCCCGAGGAGCUGCUGUGUAUUCGUGCCUAGACAGAGUGACUACCCUCUGGGAAACAGCUCUUCCCAUGGAUCUUCGCCCACCUGGAAUUGGACUCCGGACUGGGCGCUGGGAUGCUUGCUUUUGUCUUGUCCAAGUUUCACACCACGUAUGUUGAAGAUUGGAAUCCUGGGCCAAUCAAGAGGCAAGUUCAUAGUGGUACCCCUGAGCUCUGCAUCCCACACUUCAAAUCCAGUCUGAGUCUGCAAGAGAGGGAUCUGUUGCUCUCUAAUUAGUGGAUCUCCAUCCCAGAACUGGACUAAACUGAUAUUUGGACUGCAGUGGCUACAGGGUUCUCCUUGAGAUGGAUGGUGGGGUCCUCUGAACACCAGACCACAACACACAGAACUUCCACAAUGGACAGAGUUUAUGAAAUUCCUGAGGAGCCAAAUGUGGAUCCAGUUUCACCUCUGGAGGAAGAUGUCAUCCGUGGGGCCAACCCACGCUUUACAUUUCCAUUUGGUAUCCUCUUCUCCACCUUUUUGUAUUGUGGGGAAGCUGCAUCUGCCUUGUACAUGGUUAGAAUCUAUCGAAAGAAUAAUGAAACCUACUGGAUGAUGUAUACCUUUUUCUUCUUUAUGUUUUCAUCCAUUAUGGUCCAGUUGACCCUCAUUUUUGUCCACAGAGAUCUGGCAAAGGAUAAACCACUAUCAUUAUUUAUGCAUCUAAUUCUUUUGGGACCUGUUAUCAGAUGUUUGGAGGCCAUGAUUAAGUAUCUCAUGCUGUGGAAGAAAGAGGGGCAGGAGGAGCCCUAUGUCAGCCUCACCAGAAAGAAGAUGCUAAUAGAUAAAGAGGAAGUGCUGAUAGAAUGGGAGGUGGGCCACUCCAUCCGGACCCUGGCUAUGCACCGCAAUGCCUACAAACGUAUGUCGCAGAUCCAAGCCUUCCUGGGCUCAGUGCCCCAGCUGACCUAUCAGCUCUAUGUGACUCUGAUCUCUGCAGAGGUCCCCCUGGGUAGAGCUGUGCUAAUGGUUUUUUCUCUGGUAUCUGUCACCUAUGGGGCUACCCUCUGCAAUAUGUUGGCUAUCCAGAUCAAGUAUGAUGACUACAAGAUUCGCCUUGGGCCACUAGAAGUCCUUUGCAUUACCAUCUGGCGGACAUUGGAGAUCACGUCUCGCCUCGUGAUUCUGGUGCUCUUCUCAGCCACCUUGAAAUUAAAGGCUGUGCCCUUCUUAGUGCUUAACUUCCUGAUCAUCCUCUUUGAACCUUGGAUUAAGUUCUGGAGGAGUGGUGCCCAGAUGCCCAAUAACAUUGAGAAAAAUUUCAGCCGGGUUGGCACCCUAGUGGUGCUGAUUUCAAUCACUGUCCUGUAUGCUGGCAUCAACUUCUCUUGCUGGUCAGCCUUGCAAUUAAGGUUGGCAGACAGAGACCUUGUUGACAAAGGUCAGAAUUGGGGACACAUGGGCCUGCACUAUAGUGUGAGGUUGGUAGAGAAUGUGAUCAUGGUCUUAGUUUUUAAGUUCUUUGGAGUGAAAGUGUUACUGAAUUACUGUCAUUCCUUGAUUGCUGUGCAACUCAUCAUUGCGUAUCUUAUUUCCAUUGGCUUCAUGUUGCUUUUCUUCCAGUACCUGCAUCCAUUGCGUUCACUCUUUACCCACAAUGUAAUAGACUACCUCCACUGUGUCUGCUGCCACCGGAUCCCUCAGGGCAGGGCUGAGAACUCGGAGCCAUCAUUUGAGGCUGAAACAAGACAAAGCGUUGUGUGAUUCUAUCUUCUGGGUAUUUGGGGAUGGGUUAGUGGUUGCCAAAAGCAACUGUGAAAUUGAAGGACAGUGUAAGGCUCAUGUAUGACUGCCUACCAGGACAUUUUCUUGGUUUUUUUUUUUUGGCAAGUCUAUCAGAAGAAAGAGCCAUUCCCAAAUAGGUUUAUUGCUAUGUUUGGCACCAGGGGUAUCUACUAUAUAAUUGGAAGGGCCAGAGAUACUGUUCACAUCCCUCCUACCCAGUUCACUUAGUAUAACAUGGCUCCAGGAACUUUGGGAUCUCUGUGGCACUCUGGCUCUGCUCAUUUGCUUGAGACAAGCUGAAGGCGGAGAAUUCCACCAGAGGAUGUGAUGGCUUACUACCUAGGUAUACCUCCCAGGAACAGUCUGACUGAUGUGGAACCUGUAACUGUGAAUGUUGACUGGGGCCUUUUCAUUCCAUUGAGAGGCUCUGACUAAGAAUAAAAUCCCCUUUAUUAAAAGAGCUGCUCUUUAAAUGAAUUAACUCUCCAUUAGGAUUUUAUUAGUAAUCAUUCAGCAAAGAUUGCUCUCCUCAGCAGUCCUUUGCAGAUAUACUCCAAGAAAGGAGUACCAAGUAGGAUUCCUUCAGGGUAUAAGCUAAAAAUGACUCCUUUUCUCAGGGACCUACAUAAGCCUCCAGCUUGUCAAGUGAAAUGGCUGAGUGAAAUCUCUCACUUAGUGCCUCUUUAACAGGGAGUCCCACCCACUCAGCUUUUCUGUGCUCUUGGUAUUUUACUACUUGAUUUGGAUAUCAGGGAAACUGAACUGUAAUUGAAAAUGUUUGUGAUGUGUGGAAAGAAGGGAAGAUUGCUUUGUGGCUGCUAUUGUCCUGUGUAUUUCAUUGACUUGAUAUUUUAGGGGUGAGAGAAAGUAAUAAUGACUGGGAUGUCACCUUCAUAUUUUGGGAGGUCGGAGUGGGUAGCCAACACUCCAAGGUGGUGUGAAGGCAGAGGAGGGAAAUCAGAUUGUAUUAACUCAUUACUGGUACUAGUUUCUGCCUACAGGAUUUUACUUUCUAAUAAGGACCAUAUAUUUGUCAACCCUCUGCUCAUUCCUACACUCCCAAUAGAUGAAUAUGUUUCUCCCUUUCUCAGGUAUCUCAAUGUUUACUUCUCAUUAUCAGUUGGGUAUUUUGAUUGGAAUAUCAGUCAGAUGCCUCUAAAGGCUACCAAGGAAUUAAGGUUACUAUGCCAACUGUGGAUUGUGACUAAGUAUCCUCACAUUUACUUAACUAAUGUUUACCCUUCAUAGACCAGGAAAGUGAGAACUCCUUGUAGUGUGUACCAAUUGUGGCCACAGUAAUGCUUCCAGGAAUUGUAAACAGUCUGACUUCAGGCUUCCAAAUCCUACCCAAUUUUACUUUGAGGGUCAUGCUAAGAAUUAAUCUUUAGCUAUUUGU